Molecule: messenger RNA, 851 nt
Organism: Rubroshorea leprosula
Lineage: Eukaryota; Viridiplantae; Streptophyta; Magnoliopsida; Malvales; Dipterocarpaceae
Source: the annotation of a GenBank genome assembly
GAGAGAGCUGUCUCCCGGAUUCAUCAGCUCGAGCUUCUGCGGUACGAUAAUGGCUGAAAAUGAAUCUGAGUUGGACGGCGCUUCGGACUCGAACAUAGUCUCCGAUCAGUCUUUGAAACUCGAAGGUCAGUUGACGCACCCUAGCACCACCGCCAACGCCGGCGCUGGUGGUCUUGAAAUCACCUGCUUUAGCGAGCUCGUGGAUGACACUACCUUCCACUUCCAAAUCAUUCGUUUCCCUAAACAGAUAUAUGCAUGGAUCGGUUGCAACUCUACAAAAUUCGGUGACUUGUACGCAGCUGCAUCGACACGACCUAGCAACACGGUCGGUGUGACUUCCAUGCUCGGAGGUUCUUCGGAUAACACCGGGUCUGGAAUCGCUAGGCGAUUAGUGUUAAAAACUGGUCUUAACAUAAUUCUUGCUUGCAGUAUCCCAAAGAAUAGCCCCAUGCUUGAGGCAAAUGCUGAAAAGAAGCUGAUGGAAAAGUUAGUCAGUUUGGGAUACACGCAGCCAAGAUAAUGAUUUGUGAGAAUUUUCUUCCAUGGAAAAAGCUUCUAUCUUCAUUGCCUUGAACAUAACAGCGAGAUGUGUCUAUCUGCACCAACUCCUGGUGGUUCUUUCUCCUUAACUCCACUUUAUUGGUUUGGAAAGUAAACCCCCAAAUGACAAAAUACUGGCUAUGAUUCCUUAGUUGUUAAUGAUUUGUGUUCUAUGAUCUAUAUCUGUUAUGAGCUUUGCUAGGGAAGAUUUGUUUUUGUAACUAGUCAGUGCAAAUUUUCACCUGAAGUUUUAGUUGGUGGAUCAUUGUAUUUUUAUGUUGGGCAAUUAUUGGACAAUGCUUUUUGCAGAA